Molecule: messenger RNA, 1614 nt
Organism: Perca fluviatilis (European perch)
Lineage: Eukaryota; Metazoa; Chordata; Actinopteri; Perciformes; Percidae
Product: glucosamine-6-phosphate isomerase 2
Exons: 8
Coding region: 148-945 (265 amino acids)
Biological process (GO): carbohydrate metabolic process; N-acetylneuraminate catabolic process; D-glucosamine catabolic process
Cellular component (GO): cytoplasm
Molecular function (GO): glucosamine-6-phosphate deaminase activity; identical protein binding
Source: RefSeq, a predicted model, not a curated record
GUUGGUACAAUGGGGCUUAAUAGGGAGUGAGAUAGGGAGUGAAUAGGCUCUCCAUAGACAGGCUCUGGUGAAAUCAUUUGACCAGUUUAUCACGUGACAAAACACCGACGUCUGACAAACUCCGUAUUUUAACAGUAAGCCAAUACAAUGAGGCUGGUCAUUCUGGAGGACUAUGACCUGGCCAGUGAGUGGGCAGCAAAAUACAUCCGCAACAGAAUCAUCCAGUUCAAGCCCUCCGCUGAAAGAUACUUCACUCUGGGCCUACCUACAGGGAGUACUCCCUAUGGCUGUUACCAGAAGUUGAUUGAAUUCUACAGAAGUGGAGAUAUUUCAUUCAAAUAUGUGAAGACCUUCAACAUGGAUGAAUAUGUAGGCCUACCUCGUGCUCAUCCAGAGAGCUAUCACUCCUACAUGUGGAACAACUUUUUCAAGCACAUCGACAUUGAUCCAGCCAACGCUCACAUCCUGGAUGGGAACGCAGAGGACCUGGAGACAGAGUGCCAGGCCUACGAGCAGAAGAUCGCAGAGGCUGGAGGAAUUGAGUUGUUCGUAGGAGGUAUUGGCCCUGAUGGUCACAUAGCGUUCAAUGAGCCCGGUUCCAGCCUUGUUUCCAGGACCAGAGUGAAAACCCUGGCUAAGGAUACCAUUGUGGCCAAUGCUCGUUUCUUUGGCAACGACCUCAACAAGGUUCCCACCAUGGCUCUCACUGUGGGCGUAGGAACUGUCAUGGACGCCAAGGAGGUGAUGAUUCUGAUCACGGGAGCACACAAAGCCUUUGCUCUGUAUAAAGCCAUAGAGGAGGGAGUGAACCACAUGUGGACCGUGUCAGCAUUCCAGCAGCACCCGCGCACCAUCUUUGUCUGCGAUGAAGACGCCACCCUGGAGCUACGGGUCAAAACCGUCAAAUACUUCAAAGGUCCAUCAAGCACUGAUGAUGCAGAAUGACAUCCCCAAAAUCUGUCCAAAGAAUGAGUUUACUGCAUGUUCAUAACAGACUGGUGGACCCGGUGCUCAGCAUAAAGGACCAGUGAAAGGGAGAAGAUCACAGAGUGCGCUGAAGAUGCUACGGACAUGAAAGGGCUGCCUUAUUACUCUGGUACUGUUCCAUAUCUGAGAAGCUGUUGAGCCAGUGUUUGAAUGGCUGUCCUGACCGCAGCAUGUUGCUCAUGCGUAGACCUGAACGGCCUUUGGAUAAUGUCACAGGUAAUUAAUGAUGUAAGGAGAUACUCCCUCUGAGGUUCUUUGUUUAAAGGGAUAGUACCGGUUUACUUUUUUCUAAACACUGCUCCGGGUCUUGGUUGGCCCUCUUCUUUUUCACUCAGUAUGAGAACUUUGAAGGCUAGAUUCAAAGUCAUGACAGUAGACGUAAAGCCUUAAUUUAGUUUGGUGUGCGAAGUGAACCCACACCGUCUCUGUUCUCUGUAAAUGAACCUGUACAGAAUAUAUUUGAUAACUUUUUUUUCCAUCAAUAUUUCAUCCCCCAAUUAGUGAUGGGACAGAGGAAGCAAAUACUGCGUGUUUAUUGGUAAUAUUGGUAACACUUUACUUGAAGGUAUCGACAUAAUCGUGACAUGACACUGUCAUAACUAUGACAUGACACUGCCGUGAACGUGU